GGGUUUGUGUUAGACUUAGGCAAAAACUAUCAGACAAAACGGGACUCAAUGCCCGAAGACAAGCUCCACAAAGUCUAUACAUUCAACUCAGUCCGCAAAUCCAUGUCUACAGUCAUCCCAUUGGAUAACAACGAAGGCUUCCGGGUCUUCACGAAGGGCGCCUCUGAGAUCGUGAUGAAGAAGUGUAUGUUUAUAUACGGAAAGGACGGUACGUUACUCCGGUUCCCAAAGGAGGAACAGGAGAAGCUCGUCAAGAACGUGAUCGAACCCAUGGCCUCGGACGGCCUCCGGACCAUAUGUAUCGCCUAUAAGGACUACGUCCGCCGUAAACCUAACGGUCCCAAUGAGAUCCAGAUGGAGGCUGAGCCCGACUGGGAGGACGAGGAGGCGAUCAUCACUCGACUCACGUGCCUCACCAUUGUUGGCAUCGAAGACCCCGUGCGGCCUGAGUCCUUUCCGUAUAUAAACAUACACUUCUUCAUCACGAUCUCAGAGGCGCCCUAA
Oppiella nova is the source of this 504-nucleotide messenger RNA. Lineage: Eukaryota; Metazoa; Arthropoda; Arachnida; Sarcoptiformes; Oppiidae. The record is from the annotation of a GenBank genome assembly.